Molecule: messenger RNA, 3105 nt
Organism: Pocillopora verrucosa
Lineage: Eukaryota; Metazoa; Cnidaria; Anthozoa; Scleractinia; Pocilloporidae
Source: RefSeq, a predicted model, not a curated record
AUGCCCUGGGAACGAAAGUGGAAAAAAGGACUUUCACUUUCGCUUGUCAAAAUGGAAGUUACAUUUGAGUCAAUUCGGAGAGGUCUCGCUAAGAAUCGUUAUCCCGGGCUCUUUGAAGCCGAUGUGUUAGAAGCACUCAAACAUUAUCCUACCUUACUGCCAUCUCAAGAUAGGUUUGUACACAAUGAUGGAAAAGAAGUUGAAUUAUUUAAUCUAAGGGGAACAAUUCCAGUUCUAAUCAGAGGUGUGACAUACAACAUUCCAGUGCAACUUUGGCUGCAGGAAAGACAUCCUUAUGUUCCACCAUUAGUAUUUGUCACACCAACAAGUACAAUGGCAAUCAAGCCAUCUCCACAUGUGGAUACCAGUGGCAAAGUUUACCUUCCCUAUCUACAUGAAUGGGAACACUCUUCUCAAGUAUGUUUGCUUACCAAUAUACAUUUUUUUUUGUGUGACAAAUCUGAUCUUUCAACUCUGCUUGAAACUCUUUGUGGGGUGUUUUCUUUACAGUCACCAGUUUUUAAACGCAUGCCAGAUACAAUGACCCAGUCGCAACAAAUUGGAAACUUGCUGAAUUACCCUAUACUAAGAAGAGCACCUACAACAGAAGAAAAUAUUGUUUCACAAAGGCGGCUUAUGACGGCAGAACAACAACUGGGAGUGGAAAGUGAAGAACUAGGCCAGCAGCGGACACAUUUCCAAGCACAGCUGCUAGAAAAAGAAGCGGAAAUAACAAACCUUCGAAAGGAAAAAGCAGAACGAGGUACAAUGACCCAGUGGCAACAAUUUGGAAACUUGCUGAAUUACCCUAUACCAAGAAGAGCACCUACAACAGAAGAAAAUAUUGUUUUACAAAGGCGGCUUAUGACGGCAGAACAACAACUGAGAGUGAAAAGUGAAGAACUAGGCCAGCAGCGGACACAUUUCCAAGCACAGCUGCUAGAAAAAGAAGCGGAAAUAACAAACCUUCGAAGGGAAAAAGCAGUGCAGAGACAGUUGAGGGAGAUGUCACAGCAGCUUGCAGACGUCCAAGGGCAGUUACAACAAAGAGAUCGGGAAGCAAAUAAUUUGCAGAAUCAAGUUACUGCCUUGGAGAGACAGCUGAGGAUUAAAGAUCAAGAAGUAAAUGAACUGGAGAUAUCUCUUUCAACAACUCAGCAAGUGUUAAAUGAAAAUCCACGCCAACAGGCACCUGAAUGGAUCAUAUCACGCGAUCAAAUUCAACUUACAGAUAAGUGCCUUGGGAGGGGAGCCUGGGGAAGUGUUGUCGAAGGAAAGUAUCGUGGCUGUGUCGUAGCCGUCAAACAAAUCCACGAGAUGAUUCUGUCCCCUCAUAAUAGGAGAUUGUUCGAGCGAGAAAUGAACAUUGCGUCACGAUGCCGCCAUCCGUGUUUGCUGCAGUUCAUUGGAGCAACAAACGAUGAAGGAAGUCCUCUCUUUGUCUCAGAGCUCAUGGAAUCGAGUUUACGAGCAUUGUUAGAGCAACAAUCUCUUUCCAGUACUGAAGUGUCUGUUAUUUCUCUGGAUGUAGCUCUAGCAUUAAACUACCUUCAUUUAAAAGAACCAUCUCCCAUAAUUCACCGUGAUAUCAGCAGUGCCAAUGUGUUGCUAUGGCGACAAGCUAACCGAUGGCGAGGCAAACUGUCAGAUUAUGGAACUGCUAACUUUAUGCAGCAGACUAUGACAGUAGGUCCUGGUGCUAUGAUUUACAGUGCACCUGAAGCCCACACUAAAAGUCAAACUGUGAAGGUCGAUGUGUAUAGUUUCGGAGUUCUCCUUUGUGAGAUUUGCAUCCGGGAAUUGCCAGAUCCUGACAGGCGUGACCAGCAGGUCGCCAUGGUGACAGAUCGCACUCUUCGAGGUCUCAUUCGUCGAUGUAUUCAUCAAGAUCCUGAGGCGCGACCCAGUAUGGAAGACAUCAUUGAAGAACUAGAACAGCUAGUCUAAGAAAGGUUUUUACAUGAUCUAAUGUAUGACCACUUAUCAUUCUUUUGAAUUUGGGCCAUUUCACGGAACGUGACAGAACUGUCGCAUUGCCAAAACUGCUUCUCAUUAUAUUGUCACGUUUUAGACAGAUCUAUAAAAUUUAAUAUCCGUGGACAGAAAGAAUCUUUUACUUUUUAUAAUUGCUUUUAUUUUUGGUCAAAUUUACUGUAACAGUUGUUCAAUUUUAUAAGCCAACGCUUGAUAAAGUAAGAAAGAAGCUUCAGCGAGUCAAGGCUUAGUUGCCCGAGACUCUUUUUUUCAGCAAUGCUGUAAUUGUAUAUAAAUAGGUUUAUUAUUUGGAACAAGUAGACUUAAUAUUGUAAUGAUAUUGUGACUGAAAAAACCCGGUUGAGAGUUACCGUUAAAGGAUGUAAGUACAGUCAAACCUGUUUUAAGCGGUCACCCACGGGGAUGGCUCAGUGACAAGUACAAAUUGACCGCCUAAUACAGGUUCCACAGAAGAGGGUAUUUGCAAAAGAAGAGGGGAAAAAAACGUUAUUGUAUGCCGUAAUUGACACAAGUUCGUUCAAUAAUUUUACCAACAUUGAUACCAUGGGAUAAAUAUGGAUUAAAUUUUACGUGAAAGAUUAUUCCUAGUGUUAUUUAGUGUUUCCUUCUUAAGUUACCGUUCAGUACAGGUAGAAGAAAAAACAAACAGGCCGUUGGGACUAAGUAAAGGGUAACCACUUAAUAGAGGUGAAAAAUACAGUAGUUAUGGGGAACAAAUUUCAGGACAUUGAGUACCGACCGCUAAAUACAGGGGACCGUUUAAUACGGUGCCGCUUAAUACAACUUCAACUCUAUUUGAUAACAUCCUGCAUAGGACACUGUUAUGCUAUCUAAAUGUGUUGAUAAUGUAGUUUAGGUUGUUAUAAUAUUAGAAUAAAAUUGUGACUGGAUGGACCCGGUUGGGAGUCGCAAUAAAGUAUGUAUGCAUGUAAAAGCAUCCUGCAAGUAUAAGACAAUGUUGUUUAUUAUCUACUCUAGCUUUUAUUUCUUUGCGGAUAAUUUCUUUUAUGGUAGCAGUUUUUUUUUUCUUCUUUCUUUUGGGUUUUUUUACAUUUUUUCCUCCAUAUUUUUAGACUAUCAGUUUAGAAAAUUUACGUUUUUUGAAAAUGU